Naegleria gruberi is the source of this 1095-nucleotide messenger RNA. RefSeq lists its product as uncharacterized. The coding region runs from base 1 to 1095 and encodes 364 amino acids. Gene Ontology annotation, molecular function: RNA-DNA hybrid ribonuclease activity; nucleic acid binding. NCBI's taxonomy places the organism in Eukaryota, Heterolobosea, Eutetramitea, Acrasida, Naegleriidae. The record is from RefSeq and is a predicted model, not a curated record. The transcript has a single exon.
AUGAAUUUAAGAACUAUGAAUUUAAUCGCCAAUAAUAAGAAUAAGUUAAUAAGAAAAGCUUUCAAAUAUGGUAUCAAACAUUGUGAGGAAACUAAAGAUAAUAUUUAUGCUAAAUGGUUAUCUGUACUUAAAGAAUAUAAUCUCACAUUUGUGCAGAAUGAUACGAAAUUUAGAAUAGCCAAAAUCAAAACAGGGAAUAGUUUCGAUAUCCAUACAGAUGGAUCUAGAAUUAAUCAAAAGACAGGAAUGGGUAUUAAUAUUUAUGAUACCUCAAAUAGAUCAGUUCCUUGUAAAACUUUAUCCCUCAGAAUCAAUAAUCAUUAUUCAAAUAAUAUAGCCGAAAUAUGCUCCAUAAUAACUUCUAUUAAUGUAAUCCCACGAAACUCUAAAGUUACCAUUCAUACAGAUAGUGAAGUUGCAAUAGAAGUUCUCAAAGAUAGAUACAAAGGAGAUUUUCUAACAUUAAAAGAAGCCUUCUUUAGAACAACCAAAAAUAGAAAAAUAGAAUAUGAAAUUAAGAAAGUUGAAGCACACAAAGAUAGCGAGAAUAUCAAGGUUGAUUUAAUAGCAAAGAAUGCUACAACCAGAGAGGAUAUUUUUGAUAUUCGUAAUUUACUCAAGAAUCAACACCUCCUUGUUAAGGAUGGUGUUGUCGUCUUCAAUCAUAAGAAGAUGACCAUAACAAGACAUUUAAGUGUAAGACAUAAUAAGAUGAAUGAAAACCCUAACUUUAUUCUAAACCAAAGUUGGGAUUCUCUUAAUGUGCAAUACCUUAAAACUCGUCUUACUCCUAAAACUAAAUACUUUAUAUGGAGAAAUUCCAUCAAUGCCCAUAUCAAUUUUGGUAAGGGUAAAAGUUUCUGUUACGAUUGUGGUACAGAAUCUGAUUUAUUCCAUUACAUUCAUGAGUGCCCUGGCUUGGAUAGUGCCAGGUAUUUUUGUAAAUCAAAGAUAUCUGAUAUUCUUGAAGGGAGAGAGUGCUUACUUUCUCAUUUUCAAUUCAAACCAGAAAAGCACCACCAUGCAUUACAUUUCCAUCAUAACGGAAUCACCUCUUUGGAAGAUGGAUACAUGCAAUUCCAUAAAGAUACAUAA